GUUGUGUUAGGAGCCAAGCAAGUCAUUUUGGUAGGUGAUCACUGCCAGCUUGGGCCCGUCGUCAUGUGUAAGAAAGCUUCCCGUGCUGGUCUCUCGCAGUCACUGUUUGAGCGUUUGGUUGUCCUGGGCAUCCGACCCUUCCGCCUCACCGUCCAAUACCGCAUGCACCCUCAGCUUGCUCAGUUCCCGUCUAACUUCUUCUAUGAGGGAUCUCUUCAGAAUGGUGUUGUUGAUGCUGACCGCACCAUGAAAGGCGUGAGUUUCCCAUGGCCCCAACAAGAUAAACCCCAGUUCUUCUAUGUGACUUCGGGCCAGGAGGAAAUUGCAGGGUCAGGAACUUCCUAUCUGAACAGAACCGAGGCAUCCAGUGUUGAAAAACUUGUCACACGCUUCCUCAAUUCAGGUGUCAAGCCAGAACAGAUUGGUGUCAUCACUCCCUAUGAAGGCCAGAGAGCGUAUCUGCACGUGGAGGAAGAGGUGGUGCUCGAGGUGGCAGAACUGGAGGCAGGAAGCCCAACAAAAAUAUGGGUGGUUCUAAUGCUCUACAGUUGUCUCAACCCUUCAGCCAAGACCCCACCACACAAAGUUACUCACAGCCUGGUCUCACGCAAGGGCACCUCUCACAGGGCAUGUCUGGGCCUGGGUUGAGUGGGCUCUCACAGGGAGGACUGUCACAGGCAGAACUUUCCCAGGACUCGUACAUGGUAGACCAGUUCCAGAGCCAGACAGAUGGACUCCUCUCCCAGGACUCCACCUACCAGGGUGACCGUGCGUUCUUCACUCCAGCAUCACAAACGCACCACUUCUCACAGCCGUACUGAUGGUGAGUUGAGAGAUCCCCUGGCGCAUGAAAGGCGAUGAUCCCCUCGUGUGGUCGAGUCACGUACAGACCUCCCUGCCGUGGAAGCUGAUGCAGGAGGCAACAGCAAACAGGACUGCUAUGGCACUCAUGAACAUAGCCAAGGCAGGUGCUUACUCUCAAAGGUGAGACAAGACAGAAGGUGCCUUAUAUCCCAACAUAGUUAAUUCUCGGGUAUGGAUGAUCCGUUGGCCACACCAUUGAUCUGGCCUGUCUGUCAGCAUAGAUGACGGCUCCAUAAAGAAUGGAUAUCAGCCCAGCCCUUGAUCCUCUGACCCAAGACAUGCUCAUGUCAAUAAGAAGGAAGUGUAGGCACCUACAAGAGCACAAUGAUGAGCAGCUUCCAGCCAGCCCCAGCCCCUCCCCCCUCCCUGCGGGUGCAGGAGAAGUGACCUCAGUGCUACCACACAGGACUGCCACGCUGUCAUGACCUGCCUGUGUCCUGAACAGUGGCGAUGCCCACACACUCCUACAUGUCCUCUUCAUUCCACUGGCAAAACACCAAGUGGAGGAGGAACAGGAGACUCCCAUGAUAUUACACAACGUUUGUCAGCACUGUUUCUUUGUUCUGUUUAAGUUUUCUUGUUUUUAUAUCAUUCAUGGAUUCAGUAUGUGAUGGGUAUUUGGUUUUAGUAAUAUGGUUUGCAAAAAAUACACAAAAAAAUUAGCAGCCAUGAUUACAUGUAUGUGUACUUAAUAUACUUUUUCAUUUCUAUAACUGGACUGUAAUGACAGAGCACACAUUGUGUUCACAGGUGGCAGUAAAGUGAUGAGGACAACUUGCUCUUUUGUUAAUUUUUGGUUGGUGUCUGCAUAUUACAGCAAUCCUUUGUUCAAUAUAAUAAGCAUAUGGUAAUUUUCUGUACUUUUACACAAAAACUUAUAGAAUUAGUACAAGUACAAAUUUCUGAGG
Messenger RNA from Penaeus monodon (black tiger shrimp), 1772 nucleotides. RefSeq names its product regulator of nonsense transcripts 1-like (gene Upf1). Gene Ontology annotation, molecular function: RNA binding; RNA helicase activity; DNA binding. The record is from RefSeq and is a predicted model, not a curated record. Lineage: Eukaryota; Metazoa; Arthropoda; Malacostraca; Decapoda; Penaeidae. Gene Ontology annotation, biological process: nuclear-transcribed mRNA catabolic process, nonsense-mediated decay. Gene Ontology annotation, cellular component: cytoplasm.